AAUUCAUAUCUAAGCGCCUUGACAAAAGUGUCUUCCCAGGGUCUUUGCUAAAUUAGGUGCCACGCUGCAAGCAUUCAUUUAUUCGUUCUGUUGGGCGGCAGUUGGCUUUGGAUUUCACUCAGACUCUGUUGGUUUGCUCGUAUUCUCCCUUUUUCAUUUUUCCCGUUUCCUUUUUAGACAUUCAUUAUCUAGAGUUCAGCUUCAUUCUACCUGACAAUACUGUAUAAUUCUAUAAGGACUGGCUCCUUUCUACCACUCUCUCUACCUGGACACAGUCUCAUCGCACUUGGCGUUUACUUGCUCAUUCGCGCAAUACAGCUUCUCAAUAAUUAAAAUCCCCCAUUGGAUGCCUUGCAAGUGGCUUCUACAACUCAGCUAUCGCGCCCUACGAGACAAAUGGCAAAACUAUUAGCUGAACUGGCACCUCCAUUCCCGCCAAGCUUCAUGGCAUCGAGGCGAUAUCGAUGGGCAGCAGGACUCACUUUUGCCUUCUUCGUCUUCUUCGUCCUCUCAAAUAACGCGUUUCUAUCCCAGAAGCCAUUGAAAUUCCAUGGCUCAAUCGAGGUCGACUGGUCGCGCUUCGCUUACACGCAAUAUGUCACCAAUAGCGAUUAUCUCUGUAACUCAGUCAUGUUCUUCGAAUCGUUGGAUCGCCUUUCUAGUCGUGCCGACCGCGUGAUGAUGUAUCCUUCUCACAUGUUCGAGGCAAAUAACGGUAGUUCUGUGGAUACCCAAUUGCUCAUAAAAGCUCGCGAUGAAUAUCGAGUCAAGCUCGUUCCCAUUACAGUUCAGCACAAGGACAAUAAAGAUGAUACCUGGGCCGAUUCUUACACGAAGCUCCUCGCUUUUAAUCAGACUCAAUACAGUCGCGUGCUUUCUAUCGAUUCUGAUUCCACGCUCUUACAAGACAUGGAUGAACUAUUUCUUUCGCCCCCAGCACCAGUAGCCAUGCCAAGAGCCUACUGGCUGUUCCCUGAGAAGGAGAUCCUCUCAUCUCAGGUGAUACUUAUCCAACCUUCUGAAAAAGAAUUUGCUCGCAUUAUGGCCAAGGUGGAUUCUGCCUCUGAGAACGACUUCGAUAUGGAGAUUGUGAACUACCUGUAUCGCGAGAGUGCCCUUGUCCUCCCGCAUCGUCCCUAUGAUCUGUUAACGGGUGAGUUCCGUGCAGACAAUCACAAGAGGUAUCUCGGCUCUGAUACUGAGCCUUGGGAUCCCGCCACUGUCUAUAACGAAGCCAAACUCGUCCAUUUUUCUGAUUGGCCGCUUCCUAAGCCAUGGAUACAAACGGAUGAGGAGCUUCGCCUCCAGUCGCAGCCCAACUGCACGACUUUGUCAGAUGGCGCUGAGGACUGCGCAGCAAGGAUAAUAUGGAACUCUUUCUAUACAGAUUUCAAACGGAAGCGGAAGGAAAUUUGCGGGCUGAGCGAGGUGAUAUUGCCCAAGGAAGAGUACGAGGAAUGAUCUCGCUCUUCUUGCAAAUGCAGGCUAUUCAGUAUUAGAGCAAUGAUUUAUGGGACCAAGAAUGGAUAUUAAACAAAGGAGUACAUAUUGAUUACUAUUCAGGACUGGCUUGAAGUGAUUAUUACCAGGCUCGUUAAGGGAAAGCGGAGAUAUAAAUGUGAUGAGAUACCUGUUUUAUUCUAGGCCGGCAAGAGAUGACUUAGUAUGAGUAUGAUGUUGAGGCCGAGGCAAGGCACAUACGAUACCUUGAUAUACAAUAUCAUCUCAUCUGAAUAAGUAGUAAUUGGCUUCCUUUAAUUAAUUGACCACAUGAUUACUAUCCUUCUACACACU
This is a messenger RNA of Fusarium odoratissimum NRRL 54006, 1794 nucleotides long. RefSeq lists its product as uncharacterized. Lineage: Eukaryota; Fungi; Ascomycota; Sordariomycetes; Hypocreales; Nectriaceae. Gene Ontology annotation, molecular function: glycosyltransferase activity. The transcript is spliced from 3 exons. The record is from RefSeq and is a predicted model, not a curated record. Bases 397 to 1461 code for a protein of 354 amino acids.